Molecule: messenger RNA, 2545 nt
Organism: Megalops cyprinoides (Indo-Pacific tarpon)
Lineage: Eukaryota; Metazoa; Chordata; Actinopteri; Elopiformes; Megalopidae
Product: ATR interacting protein
Exons: 15
Coding region: 126-2426 (766 amino acids)
Biological process (GO): DNA damage checkpoint signaling; DNA repair
Source: RefSeq, a predicted model, not a curated record
CUAGCUGCAAAGCAGUAACGUUAUAGUCUGUUUGCAGUAUAGCCAGCUAAUAUAACCCAAAUAAUAACUUUGUGCCACUAUGGAGUUUUCAAUCGCUAGCUUGCGAGCUUUUUCACCUUAAGAGAAUGGAGUGUCCACCGUCGAAGCGACUGAAAGGGAUGAACUUUGGCGCUCCGCCCAGUGCAGAUCCUUUUGAGGAUGACGAGGCCUUUACUCAGGAUGAUCUGGACGAAAUCGACAUCAUUGCGUCCCAGGCGUGCACAGGGGAUGUGGGAGUGACGGGUCCCAGGGAGACGCUAGGUGCAGUUUUACCUUGUCCUGGCCCACAAAACAAAGCCUUCUCUGAAGGCAGGAAAACGUUUGCUCUGGGAGCAAGUAACAAGACAAGUAGCAAUCCUGGACAGAGUAACAUGGGUUGCAGUCACGAAUUUCCACCCAGGCAAGGUUUUGGGAAUGAACAGAAAUGUAGGAAGGACAGAGAAGUCCUGUCCUGUGGUAGUCUGGAGGCGCAGCAAACAGAGCUUAAAAAAAAGUUAAAGGAAGUGGAAGAACAGCUCCUGCUGAAGGAUGGAGAGAUCCGUGUGCUGCGUGACUCCAUUAAACACAGCCAGCAGGAGAGAGAGCAGCAGAGACAAGCCCAGCUCCUCGUGGAGCAGGAGAGAGCUCAUGCCCAGAGUGAAAAGGAAAGGGAGCUUCUGAAGAAGGUGCAAUCCUUGCAGUCAGAGUUACACUUUAAAGAGGCGGAGAUGAAUGAAAUUAAGAGCAAGCUCAUGAACUCUGAGCGGGGUGGUAAACGUAUUGCUUCAUCUUCUUCAAGGAAUAGUGGGACCUCUCCAGGGGUCAGCCCAUUUCUCACUAAGCAAAGCUUCGCAGCUCAGUUGACCCGGUGGUCCUCACCUGUCAAACCCUGUCAAAACCAUUGCAGGGACGAUGGAAAACGGUUUGCCAGUGAAACAAACAACGCCAACAAUGAUGUGCAAGCAGACGCAUUGCCAAGUCCUGACACCUUUUGCUGUCAAGAAUCAGUCUUGCUCACCCUGCUGCUGCAGCACCCCUUGGACCCCAGUACCUUGGGCCUCUGCCACCUGCUUUGUAUCAGUCCAGACGCACUGCCUGGCUUUUUGUUGCAGCACAGUUACCUCAGCUCAGGAUCCUCCGUUGGAUCCAGCAGCUCCUCCACAGAAACCAAGGCUGUCCACAGGCCCCAAAGUGGCUUCAGUCAGGCCCAGAGCCUUGCCAUGUCUGGGCUGAACAUGUUGGCACUCGCCCGCUACCUGCCCAGACAGAAUACUGCUGACCCUGGGGCUCAAAAUCAGCAGACUUCAAGCAGGAGGUGCCCAGGGGCAGUGCACUUGUUGCCCCUUUUAGAGUACCAUAUUGGCCUUUUCUGUCAGGCCCUGGGGGCAGUAGAUAGCUCAGGACAGAGUCCUCUGAGAGGGAGCUCCUUGUCUGGCACAUCCUCUGAGGGUAGCAUGGCUUCCAGCGUGGAGGACACCCUCGGCACCCUGGAGGAGUUUGCCCUGGCAGCACUGAGAGCCGUGCACCACCUCGUGUCACACAGCCCUGAGGUUGUGCACACGCUGCUGUCCCGUCAGCCACAGGAAGGCCCAGACGCGGGAGGAGAGGUCCAUCACCCUCUGUUCAGUAAGCUGCUGCAGCUGGCGGAUCCAGCCUUCACCAGCGCUGCCAGUCGGAGGGAGAAAGUGCUGACGGUCAGUCUGACAGCGCUCGCCUCGCUGGCCGAGAGAGCUGGAGAUGAACUGCUCGGCAGGUUUAAGUUUGUGGUGAAGAGUCAGUCUAUGGCACGGUGCCUGUCGAUGGACUCCUCCUACAGAACUGUGUGCCUUUAUGUCAGUCUGCUGGCUCUGACAGUUACCGAUGAUGAGGUGGCAGCUCAGCUGUGCUCACAACUAGAUGUAUGUCCUCUCCUUAAAAUAUUCCAGUACAUCACAUCCAGACCUGACAACACAGCAACAGAAAGCCAGUGGUCUCAACUAGAGGUGGAGGUUGUGCGGUUCUUAACAAAGCUAUUCACUCACAAGACAUCCACGUGGACGGUGUUUACAGAGUCCUCCUGUCAGUGCAACAAUGAGGUAGUACGGACCUUGGUGGCCCUUCUGCACAGGCAGUGGCUGGAGGUGAGGAGAUGGGAGUGUCAGGAGGGGCGGGACCAAGCCUGGGCAGGCCCGGGAGUGCACCUGCUGAGAGAGGCCCUGAUGCUGCUGCACUGGCUCCUCUUGAACGACACCAGCUUCUCCGAACACUGCCUGGACGUCCUGCACAUGUACGACCAGGUCAUCCCUGCCAUACGUGACACAUUCCGCAAGAUCCCAUGCCUCACAGAGAGUGAAGAAUUGGCACUAGAAGAACUUUGUCGGCCUGAAGCAGAGGAUUUAGAGGACAUGGAUAUGGACACUGGAUCCUGAUAUUGAUGGCUGCUACCUUGCUUUCUGUGUAUUCCUGUAUGGUUUGUCCACAAUAGAUCUGGAGGUUUACCACACACAGUCUUGUGAUUGUAUUUUAAGCACUGUCUAUCCUAAUAAAA